UCACUCCUUUAUAUCUCAUGUUUUCUACUUUCAUCUCAACCAAUUGAAUAAGACACAUGCUACAAUUCCAUUUAAUACAUCAUAUCAAUAUAUAUAUAUAUAUAAAACACUCAUCACACUAUACAAAACUAGUACUACUCGGAUGACCAAAACAUGUCCUUCCAUCACCAACACUUGACAUGCCUUGUUUUUCUUUUUCUUGCUCUAUGUACACCAUCUUUCUCUUUAUCUUUCAUCUUCAAUGCCUUCAAAGACCUUAACUCCGACAAUCUAACCGUGAAUGGAGCUGCUGAUAUCACUUCCAAUGGCAUCCUCCGGCUCACAAACGACACUCCCCGGUUGAUCGGUCACGGGUUCUACCCACACCCAAUCCCUUUCAAGAACCCGACUACUAAAAAACCUCUAUCCUUCUCUACCUCUUUUGUUUUCGCCAUGGUACCAGAAUAUAAAAGACUUGGUGGCCAUGGACUAGCUUUCACCAUUUUUCCGGAGAACGGGCUCGCUGGAGCUCAACCAAAUCAGUAUCUUGGACUACUAAAUGUCAGCAACAAUGGCAAAGAAUUCAACCACUUGUUCGCCAUAGAGUUAGAUACUGUUAAAGAUUUUGAGUUCUCCGAUAUCAAUGACAACCAUGUUGGCAUUAACAUCAAUAGCAUGGUAUCUAAGAUUUCCACCAAAGCCGGGUUUUAUAUCGAUGGGAAUUCAACUAAACAAGAUGUUAAUUUGAACGGUGGGAACAAGAUUCAAGCUUGGGUAGAUUAUGAUGCUCUAAAACCCCAACUUAACGUUACUAUUUCACCGUCUUCAGAGAAGCCCGAUACACCAAUUUUAUCGGUUCCCAUGGAUCUAUCAUUGAUUUUACAGGAUUUUAUGUAUGUGGGGUUUUCAGCCGCAACGGGUAAGCUUGCCAGCUCUCACUAUAUCUUUGGUUGGAGCUUUAACAUGAGUGGAAAAGCUCAAUCUUUUAAUCUUAAUAAUCUGCCUUCAGUACCUGGAGCUAAAAAGAAUCACAAAGUUUUCCUAAUUGGUGUUUCAGUUGCUGCCCUUUUAUCUCUUGCAAUCAUAGCCAUUGCUGGUAUUGUUUUUGUGAUUAAAUUUUUCAAAAAUGUGGAAGAGAUUGAGGAAUGGGAGCUUGAUGUAGGCCCGCAUAGAUAUUCCUACAAGGAGUUAAAGAAGGCUACAAAGGGGUUUAGAAACGAUGGAUUACUCGGUGUUGGUGGAUUUGGGAGUGUUUACAAAGGGGUUUUACCUAACUCUAGAACCUUGGUUGCAGUUAAGAGAAUUUCAAAUAAGUCACAACAGGGUAUGAGGACGUUUGUGUCGGAGAUCUCGACUAUUGGUCGACUCAGGCAUAGAAAUUUGGUUCAACUGUUAGGUUGGUGUAGAAAGAAAGAAGAUUUGAUGCUUGUAUAUGAUUUCAUGGCUAAUGGUAGCUUAGAUAAGUAUAUUUAUGACAGUCCUAAACUAAACUUAACUUGGAAGCAAAGAUUCAAUAUCAUAAAAGACGUAGCACACGGAUUGUUGUAUCUACAUGAAGAAUGGGAGCAAACAGUGCUUCAUAGAGACAUCAAAGCUGGGAAUGUUUUGUUAGAUUCAGAACUAAAUGGGCGUUUAGGUGAUUUUGGGUUGGCUAAGUUAUGCGAACAUGGAUCAAACUCUAGCACCACUAAAGUGGUGGGCACGUUGGGUUAUUUGGCUCCCGAGUUGACUCGGACGGGAAAGCCCACCACAAACUCAGAUGUUUUUGCUUUUGGGGCUUUGUUGUUAGAGGUUGUCUGUGGGAGAAGACCAACUGAGCCGAAGGCGUUACCCGAGGAGCUCAUUUUGGUGGAUUGGGUGUGGGAUAAGUGGACAACAGGGGCCGUUCUUGAGGUGAUUGACUCAAGGUUAAAAAAUGAGUUUGAUGAGAUGGAGGCAUUGGUGGUUAUAAAGUUAGGGUUAAUAUGUUCUAGCAAUGCACCUUCAGCGCGGCCUCCUAUGAGGCAGGUCAUAAGGUACUUGGAAGGGGAGGUUUCUUUGCCGGAAAGGUUAGCUCCACCAAGUGAGAACGGUCAAAGGGGUAGUCAAGGGUGGGAGUUUGAGGAUUAUGUGCAUUCUUAUCCGUCUUCUUCUUUUUUAGACAAAGUAAGCAACUGGUCAGCGGGAGUUGAGGAUGAGUAUAUUGAUGUUGAAGCAGGUUUGACUUCACCUCUCUCAGAUCUCCAACAGAGAGGAGAGGAGAGCAAAUUUAGAAGUGAAGUUCGGUAAUUGCCAGGCUUGUUUGUAUUUUAUUCUUAAUCAUUUUAGAUUUUAGCUAUGUAGAAUUGUAGAUUGUUGCAUGCAACUAGUUGCAGGCUUUUUGUUCUUAGAAUCAUGGAUUGUAUCAGUACCUAUCUCUUCUAACCAGAAGAUUGUGUAACCAUUCAACUUCAAGACCCCGUUGGGACAAAAAUGUAUAGAUUACAAGUCAUAAUAUGACACGUGUGUGAAUUCGCUUUUCAAAAGGAAAUUUUUUAGGAAUA
This is a messenger RNA of Erigeron canadensis, 2501 nucleotides long. Its product is annotated as L-type lectin-domain containing receptor kinase S.4. The coding region runs from base 154 to 2247 and encodes 697 amino acids. Lineage: Eukaryota; Viridiplantae; Streptophyta; Magnoliopsida; Asterales; Asteraceae. Gene Ontology annotation, molecular function: carbohydrate binding; ATP binding; protein kinase activity. Gene Ontology annotation, biological process: protein phosphorylation. The record is from RefSeq and is a predicted model, not a curated record. Gene Ontology annotation, cellular component: plasma membrane. The transcript has a single exon.